GUCUGACACACCCCGCCUGGCUGCUGUGGGUGAGGCUGAGCUCCCGUGUCUCCUGCCUGCAGCGGUUUUAGUGUCGGACCGCAUUCGAGGGCACUGUAUGCCCGUGGUUUGUGCCCGUGGGUCGCUCCGGCCGGAGGGUGCGGGCUGACCCCACGGCGCACACAGUGGGUGUGGCUAGGGAGAGCUGGCGGGGGGGUUCAUAGCGAAGCGCGCGCGAUACCCAUCCCCCGUCAGCCAGCGCAGGGCUGAGCUCCGCGUGCGGGCCGGUCGGGAGCCGAGCAGCUCAGUCCGCCUCUCCGCUGCGGCGGCUGCAUGGAGCUCCCGGAGGAGGAGGAGGAGGAGGAGGAACCGGAUUGGCUUUGCCCGGAGCCUGGCGGUCCUUGGAACCAUGCGGCGCCCGGGAGAGGCUCCUCCACCACUCUCGGAGCACAAUCAGGUCAUGACAAGACUGUGCCAUCAGGAAGUACAGCGCACAGGGUAAUUGUGCAUACUGACCUGGACUGCUUUUAUGCACAAGUAGAAAUGAUCCAUAAUCCUGAAUUAAGAGACAAACCUUUAGGUGUUCAGCAGAAAUACUUGGUUGUUACCUGUAACUAUGAAGCCAGGAGACUUGGACUUCAGAAAUGUAUGUCUGUCAGAGAUGCUAAAGAAAAAUGCCCAGAGCUAGUGCUAGUUAAUGGAGAGGACCUGACACAAUACAGAGAAAUGUCAUACAAGGUUACAGAGCUAUUGGAAGAAUUCAGUCCACUGGUAGAAAGACUUGGAUUUGAUGAAAAUUUUGUGGAUAUCACAGAGUUGGUAGAGAAGAGACUAGCACAGCUGCAAAGAGAUGGCUGUUCCAAAGUGUCUGUGUCUGGUCAUGUGUAUAAUAAUCAAACUGUCAAUUUACAUGAUGUUAUGCAUAUAAGACUUGUCAUUGGAUCUCAGAUUGCAGCAGAGAUGAGGGAAGCCAUGUACAAUAGAUUGGGUCUUACAGGCUGUGCAGGAGUGGCCUCUAACAAAUUACUAUCUAAACUAGUAUCUGGCACCUUCAAACCAAAUCAACAAACAGUUCUUUUACCUGAAAGCUGUCAGGACCUAGUAGGCAGCCUUGAUCACAUCAGAAAAGUGCCUGGGAUUGGCUAUAAAACUACCAAGCGCCUAGAGUUGCUGGGUCUCAGCAGUGUGCGUGAUCUCCAGACCUUUUCACCUGUAAUACUAGAAAAGGAACUAGGAGUUUCAAUUGCUCAGCACAUUCAAAAGCUCAGCUAUGGAGAGGAUGACUCCCCUGUGACCUCCUCAGGACCUCCUCAGUCCCUUAGUGAUGAAGAUUCUUUUAAAAAAUGUUCAUCAGAAGUGGACGUUAAAAGGAAAAUUGAAGAACUACUUGCUAACCUUUUAGACAGAAUAUCCAAAGAUGGAAGAAAGCCACAUACAAUAAGAUUAACCAUCCGUAAAUUUUCAUCAACUAAUAAAUGGUUUAGUCGGGAGAGUCGUCAGUGUCCUAUUCCCUCUCAUGUCAUUCAGAAAUUUGGGACAGGAAACUAUGAUGUUGUGGACCCACUGGUUGGUAUCCUUAUGAAAUUGUUUAGAAAGAUGAUAAAAGUGGAGAUGCCAUUUCAUCUUACCCUUCUGAGUGUCUGCUUCUCAAAUCUUAAAGCUCUGCCUAGCCUCACCAAAGGAUCCAUAGGAUUUUAUUUAACUCGGUUGUCACCCCCUUCAAGUUCUGGCAAAAAAAUGGAAGGUGUUCCACAAGACCAGGUGAACUCCUGCAGUUUUGUACCAGAUGGAAGAAUUAGAAAUACAAGAACUAGAGAAUCUUCACUAGAAACCAAAAGCUGCACAGAAGAACAUAGAAUUCCUGUUUCCCCAAUUCAUUUGCUUCCUGCUGGCAUUGACCAGGAGGUCUUCAGUCAGCUUCCAGAAAACAUUAAAGAGGAAAUUAUUUCUGACAAAACUGGGCAAAGGAUCCAUACAAAGAAUGUUUUGAGUCAGCCAUUACCCUUUUCUAAAGGAGCACUACCAUUUUUUGCACAAGAACAAAUGCACACUACCCCGAAUUCCAGAAGAGCAGAUCAUAGUAUCAGCAGUCUGGUAUGCAGAGAACACUUUCAAUCUACCAGUGAGCUGGAGACAGCCAUGGUACACAGGCCUAAUCCUAACUGUAUUCUCAGUCUACAGGAUCCUCCUGAGUACCCUGAAAGGGCACUAAUAGAUGACUGUAUGGAACAAGUACCUAAGGAAUCACUGAAUUUCAAUAGCACUGAUUCAAUUGUAUUGAACAUGCAAAGUCAACAUUUUCUUCAGCCCCACAGUUCAGACAGACAAGAGCAGCCCAUUGGAGCAGGCUCUCAGGAUAAAGGUCAGAGAGAGCAAGCGUUAGGAGAAGGAAGAAUUGUAUUUCCUCCUAAUGUUGACCCAAAUAUUUUUUCUGAACUACCUGCUGAAAUGCAAAAGGAACUACUGGCUGAAUGGAAGAAUCUAAAACCUGUUUCCAAAAUGCAUAUGAAUAAACCUUCUGAAAAGCUAAAAACAAACAAAGGAAAAAAGAAUGCAGUGUUGUGUUCACCACAGUCUAACAGUUUAUUAAGUGGUUCCUACAAAGAUGGAAUGGCUGGAUCUGUUGCUUGCACUCUCUAGCCUCCCAGCUGAUAUGUGGCCAAAUGGGUGUGUGAGAAAAACUGACU
Terrapene triunguis (Three-toed box turtle) is the source of this 2666-nucleotide messenger RNA. It is a transcript of the gene POLI, whose product is annotated as DNA polymerase iota. The transcript has 11 exons. NCBI's taxonomy places the organism in Eukaryota, Metazoa, Chordata, Testudines, Emydidae. The record is from RefSeq and is a predicted model, not a curated record. Gene Ontology annotation, biological process: translesion synthesis. Gene Ontology annotation, molecular function: DNA-directed DNA polymerase activity; damaged DNA binding. The coding region runs from base 313 to 2619 and encodes 768 amino acids.